GGGAAGCUUUGGCUUCCACCAGAAUCAGGUCCUUUUCUGCACUUAUGGCAAUAGAGCCAUGAUGACCAAGAGAGGAGGGGUCAUCGUCCAGAACCACCCAUCAUCGCCCUGUGUGUUGAUUUGCUCCGCGACCGGCGGCAGCGGCAGCGAUGACACGCUGGUGAUCGGCCUGGCCGCCGACUCCGGGUGCGGGAAGAGCACCUUCAUGAGGAGGCUGACAAGCGUGUUCGGAGGGGGGGCCGGGCCCCCCAAGGGCGGGAACCCGGACUCCAACACCCUCAUUAGUGACACGACGACUGUGAUAUGCCUGGAUGACUACCACGCCCUGGACAGGACAGGGAGGAAGGAGAAGGGUGUCACUGCGCUCGACCCGCGGGCCAAUGACUUUGACCUGAUGUACGAGCAGGUCAAGGCGCUCAAGGAAGGCAAGGCAGUCGAGAAGCCCAUCUACAACCACAUUACCGGCCACCUCGACCCGCCAGAGCUCAUCGUGCCGCCCAAGAUCCUUGUCAUCGAGGGUUUGCACCCAAUGUUUGACCCACGAGUGAGGGACUUGCUGGACUUCAGUAUUUACUUGGACAUAAGCAAUGAUGUCAAGUUUGCUUGGAAGAUUCAGAGGGACAUGGCUGAGAGAGGACACAGUCUUGAAAGCAUCAAAGCUAGCAUUGAGGCCAGAAAGCCAGACUUUGAUGCUUACAUAGAUCCACAAAAGCAAUACGCAGAUGCAGUGAUCGAAGUGUUGCUGACCCAGCUCAUUCCUGACGACAACGAAGGGAAGGUGUUGAGAGUGAAACUGAUAAUGAAGGAAGGAGUGAAGUACUUCAAACCAGUUUACCUCUUCGAUGAGGGCUCAACAAUCUCGUGGGUUCCUUGUGGAAGGAAACUCACCUGCUCUUACCCUGGCAUCAACUUCUUCUACAGCCCUGACACUUAUUUUGGUCAUGAGGUGUCUGUGUUGGAGAUGGAUGGGCAAUUUGACCGACUAAAUGAGCUGAUAUAUGUGGAGAGCCAUCUCAGCAACCUCUCCACCAAGUUCUAUGGAGAGAUCACCCAGCAAAUGCUCAAGCACUCUGAUUUCCCUGGGAGCAACAAUGGCACAGGCCUCUUCCAAACCAUCAUUGGCUUGAAGAUCAGAGACCUCUUGGAACAAAUAGUUGCCACCAAAACUGGUGCUCCAUUGGAAGCAGCAAAAGCUUGAAACUUUCUACAUGGCAGGAAAAACAAAAACCACCCGUAUUGAUCUUAGUCCCUCAUGCCCUAUUUUCUCCUUUACUAUUUUUCUCUUGUUUUUUUUUUUUUUUUCAUCUCUACUUCAUCACCCAAUUUGUUUUUCCUUCACGCUUCAACAAGAGUAGAGGGGAGUGCUCAGCAUGUAUAUACUUUUCCCCGUGUAAUUUCAAUCCAAUUUGUAACAUAGAGGAAUGAUAGCAGAAAAUCGUAUUUAAUUACAAAA
Messenger RNA from Rhodamnia argentea, 1453 nucleotides. RefSeq names its product phosphoribulokinase, chloroplastic-like. Lineage: Eukaryota; Viridiplantae; Streptophyta; Magnoliopsida; Myrtales; Myrtaceae. The record is from RefSeq and is a predicted model, not a curated record. Gene Ontology annotation, biological process: carbohydrate metabolic process. The coding region runs from base 59 to 1198 and encodes 379 amino acids. The transcript is spliced from 5 exons. Gene Ontology annotation, cellular component: chloroplast; cytoplasm. Gene Ontology annotation, molecular function: phosphoribulokinase activity; ATP binding.